AUGGAAUCCCUCCCCUUCUCCAAAAGCCUCUAUCACUCCAUCCCCCAUCACCCAAUCUCUUCCCGGCCUGCUUCCUCCAUUUCAACGAAAUCCUAUACCCUAAAACCCUUCUCCUCCAAAACCCUAACCCUAAUCCGCGCCUCCCACCGACCGCCCACCCCCAAAACCUUACAAGCCAUCUCCUUCCUUCUCAAACCCGUCAUCCUCUCCGUCACCGCUGCUUCCGCUGUUUUCCUCUCCCGCUACUCCCUCCCCUCCCUCGCCGCCGUUGUCCACCCUCCCCCCGCAGCUCAAUCCGAAACCCUCCCCUCCACUGAAGAAUCCAGUGAACAAAUCCUCGAGCAGCAUCUUGCCUCCAACCCCGACGACGUCGACUCUCUCCGAGCCCUUGUCCAACUCAAAGUUAAGCACCAGAAGCUCCCCGAAGCCAUUGCGGUUGUCGACCACCUCAUCCUCCUCGAACCCAGUGAUCCGGACCUCCAUCUCUUGCGAGCCCACCUCCAUACCUACAGCGGUGAUACAGAAAAAGCCAGAGAAGGAUUCGAAGAGAUUUUGUCGGCGAAUCCUUUGGUUGUUGAGGCUUAUCAUGGGCUUGUCAUGGCUGCUUCUCGCUCCCGUGAUGUGAAAGAGCUUGAUGGGAUUGUGGAAAGGGUUGAGGAAGUUAUGCAGCGUUGCAAGCAAGAGAAUAGGAGGAGGGAGUUGAGGGAUUUGAAGCUUUUGGUGGCGCAGGUAUGGAUUAUUGAGGGAAAGUAUCAGGAGGCUCUGAAGAUGUAUCAGGAGAUGGUGAAGGAGGAGCCUCGAGACUUCAGGCCUUAUCUAUGUCGGGGAAUUGUCUAUACUUUGAUGAGGAGGAUGGACGAGGCAGAGAAGAAUUUUAAACAGUACAGGAAGCUUGUUCCUAAGAACCAUCCUUAUGCUCAAUUGUUUGAGAAUAACUUGAGUGGGAUUAAUGCUGCCAUAAAGAAGAAGGAUGACAAUGUAAAGGUUAGUUCACUGCAGAGCUAA
This is a messenger RNA of Dendrobium catenatum, 1005 nucleotides long. RefSeq names its product protein SLOW GREEN 1, chloroplastic-like. Bases 1 to 1005 code for a protein of 334 amino acids. Lineage: Eukaryota; Viridiplantae; Streptophyta; Magnoliopsida; Asparagales; Orchidaceae. Gene Ontology annotation, molecular function: protein binding. The transcript has a single exon. The record is from RefSeq and is a predicted model, not a curated record.